ACUUUAUUCACUCCUCAUUGAACUUGCGGCUUUGUGAUUUUUCAUUUCCCGACAAACAUCCGAGCGAAUGGACGCCGCGACCGAUGCGAAGGCGCAGCUCGCCCAGAGAUUGCUCGAGAAGAAGCGUCGCGGCGGUGCGAGCAGCAGCAGCUCGAGCCAGCAGGCAGCCAGUUCCAGUGCCAACGCAGCAGGAGCCAGCCACCCGCCAGCGAGCCAGGCACCACUCAAGAGCUCAGCUGCUGCUUCAUCGCAUGGACAGGCACAUGCACAGGCACAGGCACAGGCACGGACACAGGCACAGGCACAGGCACAGGCAGGCGCACCGUCAUCACCGUUGCCGAAUGGACUCGCUCCUGCUGCUCCCUCAAGAAGCGCAUCGACUGUUCAUCCACCAGCCGCGGUGCAUGCACAGACCCAUGCCCACACAAGCGGCGUUGCAUUGCCACCGCAGCGAGUCGCUUCGAAUCUGGCUGUGGCUCCACUCGAUCCGUUAGCACAGAUGACACAGCGAUUAGCGAGUACAUUGCCGGGAUUGGCGCCAAUUCACCAAGUGCAAGUGGAUGCACUCGCAGAGCUCGAGCGCACCAUUGCUUCGCAAAACGAGGUCAUUCAGACGUUGAUUCGCGACAAAGGCGAGCUCGCACAGCAAUUGUUAACAGCCCAGCGACAGAGCGCAGAGCAUGCGCGCACUGUUGGCGAAAUGCGCGACUCGGCGACGGAGCAAAAGCUACGCGCCGACACUCUCGACCGCACCGUCCAAGACUUGCGAGCGCGCUGUGAUCAGCAAAGCCGAGCGCAGGAAGACGGGAAGGCGAAUUUGGCGCGCGCCAACGAUCGUGUGCGAGAGUGCGAGCAGCAGCUGCGCGAGUCGCGCCAGUCCAACAGCGAGCUUGUGCAGCGACUCCAGCGGCAACUCACCAGCAUGGAGCACCUGGAAAUCAAAAACCGCGACUUGAGCAAGGCCAUUGCGUUAAAGCAACUGGAAUUUCAGCAAAUUGUUGGCGACGGCAGCAGCAGCAAUGGCUUCUCGCCUCUUUUGCAGACUUCUGCUCCCCCGCUCAGCAACGGAGCCGUUUCGGCGACGCGCCAAGCGGGCGCCGAGAAACUGGGACUGUCUGCCAUUGUUACCGAAAACACGGAGCUUCACGAGCGCGUUCUCAAGCUUGAGUCGGCGCUCCGUCAAGUGCAAGAGGAUCGCAACAGCUUGGCCAGCGAGCUUCAGCUGGAGACGGCGCGUGUCCAAACUCUGACCACCCAGCAUGACACUACUGCUCGCGCUCGCGACAGUGACGCCAAGCGCAUCUCCGACCUGGAGGCCCAGUUGCAAGAUGCACAACGAAACACGGCAGCAGCUGUCGCCUCUGCGACCGCAGCAGCUGCCACCGCCGUUGCAAGUUCGGCCUCGGCUUCUGGAUCUGAAUCAUCGACUCAACCGCCAAAUUCACACGACGAGGCACUUGCUGCCGCCACAUCACGGGCGUCACAGGCACGCAUCGAGGAGCUCGAGCGGCUGCUAGAGGCAAAAGCUGCCGAAUCGGCCGCAGAAACCCAGAGCCUGCGUCUCCAAAUUGAAAAGCUGCAAGGAGCCGAUGUCGCCCAACGGGAGCAAACAGACACCCAGGCUGCCGCGAUGGUCGCGCUUCAGGCCAAGUACGACCAACAACUCGAGCAGCUCUCGGCGUUGCGGGUGGAAAACGAACGCUACCAGGCUUCAAUGUACGAUCGCGACUCUUUGCUGGGCAAGCUCCGCAGUGACGGGGAGACGAUCAGCAAGGCGACGUCGCAAAACCGUGCACUCAAGGCGCAAGUCACCGAACUGGAAGAUCGGUUUGUGCAGAUUAUGAAUUCGAAUGCCCAGCUAACCGAAUCUGCGCACAGCGAGCAGCAUCGUGCGAGUCAACUCGAAGCUCAAUGUUCGCGAUUGCAACAAGAGUUGGAUGCUAUUCAAGCAGGUGCAUCCAGCGGUAUUUUGUCCUCUAAUGGCGACGCAGCCAACAACAACAACGACGAGGACGCUGAAGUAUCGGCGGCAACAACCUUGCGAAUGCAACAAUUGGAGCUUGAAAACUCACGGCUAACAGACGAAAAUGAGCAACUCAACCAAACCGUGUUCCAAACACAAGCCCUGCUGAAAGCACAGCAGAUGGAGCACGCCCAACACCACCACCACCACCACGAUGACAGUGACGCUGAACCCUCCUCUUCCUCGUCCUCGCAAUCACAGCAACAACACCAGCAACAACAGUCAUCCCUAGCUGACACGGACAUCAUCUCCCGCGUCGAUCACGAGGCCGAGGUGAAUGCAUUGCGCUCUAGCCUGCGGUCGCACGAAACCAUGCGAGAGGAGCUGCAGACCAAAAUGGACAAGCUGCAGGGCCACUUUGUGCAGGUCGUGGACGAAAAGACUGCGCUGGUCGAGCGGUUGGCGCAAGAGCAGCACCUGUCGGAACGAUUGGCGCUGGAAACGGACACGGUGGGCGAGUACAUUCUCAUGUACCAGGCAGAGCGAGCCGCGCUGAAAAAGAAGUUUGAAGAGCGCAACACCUACAUUGAGCAACUGCUCGAGGAGCGUGAAAUUCAAAAGCACACCCUGUCACAGCUUAAGCGCCUGCUACUCCGCUACAUGGCUCUGGAAGGCAUCGUUCCUCUACCCGGCGACAGCGAGGCUGUCGACCAGGCUCCCGAGUCGGUCCAGCAACAGUUCUACAACCAGCUCACCGACUCCAUCCAGACAUUCCAGCGUUGCCGACGGCCGCCACACGAGCGUACACCGGGUGAGAGCAUCGAGGGCGCACCGCCACCAUCUCCACCACCAGAGCAGCCGCUCGUUCUUCUCGACGACUCGACGCGCACCAUGCUCGACUCCAUUGAAGGCACCGCUACAUCAAUAGAGUUCCUUCCCUGCAAAAAGUGCAGCGCGACCGUCCAGGUGGUUUAAACAUCAUUGUGUUGCGGCUCGUUUUACUCUUUGAGCAAUCAUCAAUCAACCCACUCGUUUUGUUUCUUUGCUGUUUUAUUGGUUUUUUUGUUUGUGUGUUUUUGCAUCUUAAUAUACUAUUCUCAGA
Molecule: messenger RNA, 3065 nt
Organism: Capsaspora owczarzaki ATCC 30864
Lineage: Eukaryota; Filasterea; Ministeriida; Capsasporidae
Exons: 4
Coding region: 68-2938 (956 amino acids)
Biological process (GO): Golgi organization
Cellular component (GO): Golgi cis cisterna; Golgi cisterna membrane; cis-Golgi network
Source: RefSeq, a predicted model, not a curated record